AUGGCCAAAAUUAAGGCUGGAGACCUUAGCAGCAAGAAGGAGGAGGAGCUGCUCAAACAGCUGGAUGACCUGAAGGUGGAGCUGCCUCAGCUGUGCGUCACCAAAGUGACAGGCAGUGUGACUUCCAAACUUUCUAAGGUCCAGGUUGUUUGCAAAUCUAUUGCCUGUGUUCUUACCGUCAUUAACCAGACUCAGAAAGAGAACCUCAGGAAAUUCUACAGGGGAAAGAAGUACAAACCCUUGGAUCUGCGGCCCAAGAAAACAUGGGACAUGUGCUAUCAGCUCAACAAGCAUGAAGAAAACUUGAUGACCAAGAAGCAGCAAUGGAAGGAGUGGCUAUACCUACUGUGGAAGUAUGCGGUCAAGGCCUGA
Molossus molossus (Pallas's mastiff bat) is the source of this 372-nucleotide messenger RNA. Its product is annotated as 60S ribosomal protein L35-like. Gene Ontology annotation, molecular function: mRNA binding; structural constituent of ribosome. The record is from RefSeq and is a predicted model, not a curated record. NCBI's taxonomy places the organism in Eukaryota, Metazoa, Chordata, Mammalia, Chiroptera, Molossidae. Gene Ontology annotation, cellular component: ribosome; cytosolic large ribosomal subunit. The coding region runs from base 1 to 372 and encodes 123 amino acids. Gene Ontology annotation, biological process: translation; maturation of LSU-rRNA from tricistronic rRNA transcript (SSU-rRNA, 5.8S rRNA, LSU-rRNA). The transcript has a single exon.